CUUCUAUGAAAACAUGUUUGCGCAGAAUUAAAGCUUCCCUAUAUUUUGAACAAAACUUGCAGUAACCAAACCUUCGACCGGCUUCACUUGAGCUCAAAAGAAUGCAUGGCUACCCCAUUUUGAAAACCAGUAAUCCGGCCCCAGCUUCCAAGGCGAGGUUCCUGUAAAAAAAUCGAAGCAAAUUAUAGUUGAUGACAGUUGAUGACAGGUUUUUGAGAAAUGCAUCAGGGGAGAAUUAAGAGGCAGGACCAGAGUUCUAGUUACAAACCAGCUGCACUUUCUUUCACAAGUAGACAGCAUUUUAGUGGUGCACAAUGGUACAGUUGAAGAGCAAGGUACCUUUGAAUAUCUGUCAAACAACGGAAAAAUAUUUCAGAAACUGAUGGAAAAUGCGGGGAAAAUGGAGGAAUAUGAAGAAGAAAAGGAAAAUGUUGAAAAGGUUGAUGACAAAAUCUCUAAGCCUGCUGUCAAUGGUGAGACAUUUGGGUCAUCUGAAAAUGCUGGUGAAACAGAUAAAAAGAAGGAAGGGAAAUCUGUUCUUAUUAAACAGGAAGAGCGUGAAACGGGUGUCGUGAGCUGGAAUGUUCUGACAAGGUACAAGAAUGCUUUGGGAGGUGCCUGGGCAGUAAUUUUAUUAUUAGUGUGCUAUGUGUUAACAGAAGUUUUUAGGAUUGCAAGCAGUUUGUGGUUAAGUUUUUGGACAGAUGAAAGCAAUUCAACCAAAUACAGUUCUGGAUUCUACAACCUGAUAUAUUCACUUCUGUCAUUUGCUCAAGUUUUGGCAACGCUCACCAAUUCCUUUUGGUUGAUCACAACAAGCCUUUCUGCUGCCAAAAGGUUACAUGACGCUAUGUUGAAGUCCAUUUUGAGAUCUCCAAUGGUCUUCUUUCAUACAAACCCACUUGGAAGGAUUAUCAAUAGGUUUGCUAAGGACCUUGGUGACAUAGACCGCAAUGUUGCACCAUUUGCCAAUAUGUUUAUGGGCCAAAUUUCUCAACUCAUUUCAACAUUUGUGCUGAUUGGGUUGGUUAGCACAAUGUCUUUAUGGGUCAUACUGCCACUUCUGAUUAUGUUUUAUGACGCCUACUUGUAUUAUCAGAGCACUGCGCGUGAAGUGAAGCGUUUGGAUUCAAUCUCCAGAUCUCCUGUGUAUGCACAAUUUGGUGAAGCUCUCAAUGGUCUCCCAACUAUUCGUGCAUAUAAAGCUUACGACCGGAUGGCCACCAUUAAUGGGAACGCUAUGGACAAUAACGUUAGAUACACUCUUGUGAAUAUGGGUGGAAACCGUUGGCUUGCUAUCCGUCUUGAAACUCUAGGAGGCAUUAUGAUUUGGCUCACUGCAACAUUUGCUGUGAUGCAGAAUGGAAGGGCAGAAAACCAGGAGGCUUUUGCCUCUACUAUGGGUUUACUUCUAAGUUAUGCCUUAAAUAUCACAUCCUUAUUAACAGCUGUACUGAGACUGGCAAGUCUGGCCGAGAAUAGUUUGAAUGCUGUGGAGCGAGUUGGGACAUACAUUGAUUUGCCUUCAGAAGGCCCCACCGUUAUUGAAAAUAAUCGUCCUCCUCCUGCAUGGCCUUCAGCAGGAUCUGUUAAUUUCGAAAGUGUUGUAUUACGUUACAGGGCAGAGCUACCUCCUGUUUUGCAUGGUAUAUCAUUUAAAAUCUGUCCCAGUGACAAGGUUGGAGUGGUUGGGAGAACAGGAGCUGGAAAAUCUAGCAUGUUUAAUGCUUUAUUCCGACUCGUGGAACUGGAAAGUGGAAAGAUUAUGAUAGAUGAUUGUGAUGUUUCAAAGUUUGGAUUAACAGACCUCCGGAAAGUUCUCGGAAUCAUACCUCAAUCACCUGUUCUUUUCUCGGGAACUGUGAGAUUCAAUCUUGAUCCAUUCAAUGAACACAAUGAUGCUGAUCUAUGGGAAGCUUUAGAAAGGGCACAUCUUAAAGAAGUCAUCAGAAGGAGUUCUUUAGGUCUAGACACUGAGGUAUCAGAGGCUGGGGAAAAUUUUAGUGUAGGACAGAGGCAACUAUUAAGUCUUGCUCGAGCAUUGCUUCGCCGAUCAAAGAUUCUUGUUUUGGAUGAAGCCACUGCUGCUGUUGAUGUCAGAACUGAUGCCCUUAUUCAAAAACCAUAAGAGAAGAAUUCAAAUCAUGCACCAUGCUUAUUAUCGCUCAUCGUUUGAACACAAUCAUUGAUUGUGACCGAAUUAUUCUGCUCGAUUCUGGCAAGGUAUCAAAGAAAUUAGUAUUUCUGUA
Cuscuta campestris is the source of this 2249-nucleotide messenger RNA. Lineage: Eukaryota; Viridiplantae; Streptophyta; Magnoliopsida; Solanales; Convolvulaceae. The record is from the annotation of a GenBank genome assembly.